This is a messenger RNA of Desarmillaria tabescens, 1738 nucleotides long. RefSeq names its product aspartate amino-transferase. Gene Ontology annotation, molecular function: pyridoxal phosphate binding; L-aspartate:2-oxoglutarate transaminase activity. Lineage: Eukaryota; Fungi; Basidiomycota; Agaricomycetes; Agaricales; Physalacriaceae. The transcript has 8 exons. The record is from RefSeq and is a predicted model, not a curated record. Gene Ontology annotation, biological process: L-aspartate biosynthetic process. Gene Ontology annotation, cellular component: cytosol. Bases 277 to 1614 code for a protein of 445 amino acids.
AAGACACGGAACGGCAUUGGUGUGGGGAUGCGGAAAUAAGCUGGUUCCCCUCCUUCCUAACUGAGGAGUAUAUAAAGUCCCUUAGCUGGACUAUGGCUGGAAUUCCAACAGCCUCUCACCUGAUUACCAUCACCAUCGAUUCCCUCUAGAGUUUUGCAGGAGUCUUGAUACCGUACUUGAUAAAUACAACGUCCUAGGUAGGUCCUUCUUCACCGUCCACCACGUCGUCCAGAGCAUUCUGUUGCCUGUCUCUCUUGAACCGCCAGUACUGAUUCCAUGGCGACCAGAAUACAGCAACUUAUAAACCAUAUAUCUCAGCCACCAGCAAUAAUCAUGUCGGCAGAAUCUUGGCAAACCGUUCCUCUUGCACCCCCUGACAGCAUUUUCAAGUUAACUGCGGCCUACAAGGUCGACAAGUUUGAUAAAAAGAUCAAUCUAGGCGUCGGCGCGUACAGGGAUAACGACAACAAACCGUGGGUGCUUCCCGUCGUUAAGAAGGCCAAUGAAUUGUUACUUUCCAAUCCCAACAUAGACCACGAGUACUUGCCCAUCACUGGGUUACCCGAAUUUACGUCCGCCGCCGCAAAACUGAUUCUUGGAAGCGAUUCCCCCGCCAUUAAAGAGGGCCGCGUCUCAAGUGUCCAGACCAUCUCCGGCACCGGUGCGAACCAUCUUGGCGCUUUAUUUGUGUCUAGAUUCUAUUCUUGGAGCGGUUCCAAGGAAGUUUUCCUCAGUGAUCCCACUUGGGGUGAGUUGACCAGUACGGUGCUCCGUUCAUAUCUCAUACCUUUUCCAGUCAAUCACCACGCCAUUUUUAAGAAUGUUGGUGUGACCCCAAAAACCUAUCCCUACUAUGAUCCUGCUACCAUCGGGUUGGAUUACGAUGGCCUCAUCGCGUCGUUGAACGCUGCUCCUCCUCGUUCUAUCUAUCUACUUCAUGCCUGUGCACAUAACCCCACCGGCGUUGACCCAACAAAGGAACAAUGGACCAACAUCGCUGAUGUCAUGCUCGAGAAGGGCCAUUACGCGUUCUUUGACUGCGCCUACCAAGGGUUCGCAAGCGGAGACUUGGAAGGAGACGCCUGGGCCGUUAGGGAGUUUGUCCGAAGGGGCGUUUCCCUCUUAGUCUGUCAAAGUUUCGCCAAGAACGCAGGUCUGUACGGAGAACGUGUCGGUGCGCUCCAUGUCGUAUCGCCUACCCAAGAGACCGCAGCUCGUGUUACGAGCCAGCUUUCGGUGCUUCAGCGCAGCGAAAUCAGUAAUCCGCCUACAUAUGGUGCCCGCAUUGUAUCACUGAUCCUCAACGAUCCGACAUUGUUUGAAGAGUGGAAACGUGAUAUUGUGACUAUGGCGGGCCGCAUUAUCGAGAUGCGCAAGCAACUGCACCAUUUGCUGACUGUUGAAUUGAAAACACCCGGCAACUGGGAUCACAUUAUCAAUCAGAUUGGAAUGUUCAGCUUCACCGGCAUCAACCCGGAGCAGAGCAAGGCGCUGACGGAGAAAGCCCACGUAUACCUGACGGUGAAUGGCAGGAUUUCAAUGGCCGGCCUAAAUACCCACAAUAUCCGCUACUUUGCUGAGAGUUUGGACAAGGCUGUAAGGGGCUCACUUUGAAGAGCUGUGAUUACGUUUAGAGUACAGUAGUUCGUUGUCGUUAUCCUUAAUGUUUAGUUUUUGUGUUCUCGAUUUGUAAAUAUACUUAACUCUACUCAACGCACACCCGCGGAUACGUCACAGG